Molecule: messenger RNA, 2317 nt
Organism: Tripterygium wilfordii
Lineage: Eukaryota; Viridiplantae; Streptophyta; Magnoliopsida; Celastrales; Celastraceae
Product: putative pentatricopeptide repeat-containing protein At5g59200, chloroplastic
Exons: 1
Coding region: 66-1973 (635 amino acids)
Biological process (GO): RNA modification
Molecular function (GO): protein binding; zinc ion binding; RNA binding
Source: RefSeq, a predicted model, not a curated record
GGGAAAGGGAAAGGGAAAGGGAAAGGAAAAGAAGGGCAUAUUUGUGAAAGUGGCUAUGCUUUUUCAUGUUUUCACUUCCAAUGAGUCUAUCAACAAUAGCCGUGGCAGGGCACCCUCUUCUCCCACCAGAUUCAAAUUCUAAACCUAAGAACUCCUUGAAUAAGGCACAAUUCAUCUUUCUUUUACGAAACUGCAAACAAGUGAACCAAAUUCCACCCAUACAUGCCAAAAUCAUAAGAAGUGGACAUGAGCAGGACCCCUUUAUUGUCUUCGAGCUUCUUCGCCUUUGCUCGACCUUCAAAGAUAUUGACUAUGCCUCCACGAUCUUCAAUUUCUCUCAAAACCCGAAUGUCUACCUUUAUACUGCUCUCAUUGAUGGGUUUGUCUUGUCUGGUUCUCAUACUGAUGGGAUAAGCCUGUAUUGUAAAAUGGUUGAAGAAUCAAUUAUACCUGAUAGCUAUGCUGUAACUUCGGCCUUGAAAGCCUGUGGGUCUCAAUUGGCUUUGAGAGAGGGCAAACAAAUCCAUUGCCAGGUCUCCAAACUUGGGUUGACUUCAAGCAGAUCAGUGAGAAUGAAACUCAUUGAGCUGUAUGGGAAAUGUGGGGCACUUGAUGAUGCCCGGCAGGUGUCUGACGAAAUGUCUGACAAUGAAAUGGUUGCAUCAACAAUCAUGAUAAAUUCUUACAUUGAUCAGGGAAUGGUUUCAGAGGCUGUUAACAUAUUUGAUCAGGUCAGAACAAAGGACACAGUCUGUUGGACUGCAAUGAUUGAUGGGUUGGUCAGGAAUGGGGAUAUGAAUAGGGCUUUGCAGGUGUUCAGGGAUAUGCAAAGGGAGAAUGUAAUGCCUAAUGAAGUAACCAUUGUUUGUGUCUUGUCCGCCUGUGCACAAUUAGGAGCAUUGGAGCUCGGGCGAUGGGUGCAUUCAUAUAUGCGGAAGUUUCAGAUUGAACGCAAUCAUUUUGUGUGUGGUGCUUUGAUCAAUAUGUAUGCUAGGUGUGGUGAUAUCGAUGAGGCACGACGAGUGUUCGAGGAGAUGAAAGAGAGGAAUGUCAUUACAUAUAAUUCCAUGAUUUCCGGUUUUGCCUUGCAUGGGAAGAGCGUUGAGGCGAUCAAGAUGUUCAGAGGAAUGAUAAAGCAAGGAAUCAGACCAACCAGUGUCACCUUUGUUGGUGUUCUGAACGCUUGUAGUCAUGGAGGUUUGGUGGAUUCGGGAUUUGAAAUCUUUCACUCUAUGACUAGAGAUUAUGGGAUUGAACCGCAGAUUGAGCACUAUGGAUGUAUGGUUGAUCUUCUUGGGCGUGUAGGUCGGCUUGAAGAGGCUUACAAUUUUAUCCGAGGAAUGAAAAUACCGCCAGAUCACAUUAUGUUAGGGGCUCUGCUAAGUGCUUGCAAAAUCCAUGGAAACAUUGAAUUAGGGGAACAAAUAGCAAAAUUGUUGAUGGAUUGUGGAGAAGCAGAUUCAGGAACAUAUGUUUUGCUGUCAAACGUCUAUGCUUCAUCUGGAAAAUGGAGAGAAUCUGCACAAGUAAGAGCAAAAAUGAAGGAAGGUGGAAUCCGGAAAGAACCAGGUUGUAGUGCAAUUGAAGUGAACAAUGAGAUCCAUGAGUUCAUUCUGGGAGACCUCAGACACCCACAAAAAGAACAAAUUUACGCAAAGUUAGAGGAGGUGAACCAUACCUUAAGAUCCAAAGGGUACACUCCAGCAACAGAGGUGGUAUUACAGGACAUCGAGGACCAGGAGAAAGAAAUGGCAUUAGCCAUUCAUAGCGAGAGACUUGCAAUAUGUUAUGGCCUGAUCUCCACUAAACCGCAUACCACAAUAAGAGUUGCGAAAAAUUUAAGGGUAUGUUCUGAUUGCCACUCGACGAUCAAGUUAAUCUCCAGAAUCACUAGCAGGAGAAUUGUGGUGAGGGAUCGCAAUAGAUUUCACCAUUUUGAGAACGGGGAUUGUUCUUGCGGGGACUACUGGUGAAGAAAAUUACAGCAUUACAUUGUAAAGAUGAUGUAUAAUCUCUGUUCUUUCUCACAUUUAUUGAUGACUGCAUAAAAUGAUCUGUUAUAUGCAUUUUGAGAGUCAGUCUGUUUCAGGUAUUGGCUCCUUUUGCUGUAGAGCAAAUGAUUUUUCGCCUUGUCAUUGGCUUUUGCUGUACAAUUCUAUAAGUUUGUAGUAAAAUAUAAUUUUAGAUGGUUUAUCAAAGAUAUUGUACAAAUACAAGCCAAGAAACAUUAGCUAUAUGCAAGUCUUGACCUCUUUGAUUCAAUGUCUUUGACACUGUGAACUAUAUCUUCAAUGUUUUUGAUAGGUGAUUGGAAUGG